AUGAUUAUCCCCAUCCGUUGCUUCUCCUGUGGAAAGGUCACUGGUGACCUCUGGGAGCGAUACCUUCAACUGAUCGCGGACGAACGCAAGACCGAUGGCGACGCUAUGGACGAGCUCGGUCUCAAGCGAUACUGCUGCCGCCGUAUGAUCAUGACCCACGUCGACCUUAUCGAGAAGCUCCUCAAGUACACUCCUGAUGGACGAAACGAGAAGAAGCAGCAAUUGAGCCAGAAUGUGUAG
This is a messenger RNA of Fusarium coffeatum, 240 nucleotides long. RefSeq lists its product as uncharacterized. Bases 1 to 240 code for a protein of 79 amino acids. Gene Ontology annotation, cellular component: RNA polymerase II, core complex; RNA polymerase III complex; RNA polymerase I complex. The record is from RefSeq and is a predicted model, not a curated record. Gene Ontology annotation, biological process: transcription by RNA polymerase I; transcription by RNA polymerase II; tRNA transcription by RNA polymerase III. The transcript is spliced from 4 exons. Gene Ontology annotation, molecular function: DNA-directed RNA polymerase activity; zinc ion binding; DNA binding. Lineage: Eukaryota; Fungi; Ascomycota; Sordariomycetes; Hypocreales; Nectriaceae.